AUGGGAAAGAAAACACCAAAUAAACGAAACAUUGCUCAGCCAAAAAAACUAACUGGCGGAGGAGGAAUUGGCGGAAUAGGUUCAUUAACUAACCUUACUAGUGCCCAAGACAUAAAAAACAAAACUGAUACUCAAGAACUAACUUUAGCACUGAACGAACAAGAAUUUAAUCUGAAAAAGCAACAGUUAGUAAGCAAAAUUCAAGAUGCUAUCAGCAAAUGUCAAGCAGUGCAACCUAUUCACCAAAAAGAAAUUUUAGAAUUAGAGGCUGAACUCAGAGAAGCAGAAACUAAAUACAAUGAUGCGAUGGCUAACGCAGCAAAAGAAACUGAUCCAGCCAAAAAAGCUCAAUUUAUCGCCAUUGCCCAAGAAGCCGCCAACACAAUUAAACAAGUUAAAGCUAAAUUAACGAAAAAUCCCUUAUCUAAACUAACUGAAUACAGUUAUUUAAAUGAUAUUGGCAGAAUGCUAGGAGGUAAUCUCCCUAAUAAUCCACCUACUGUGCCAGGAAAUGGUUCAGGAGGCUCGGGUUCUGGUGAUGGUGGUUCAGGAAAUGAUCCAAAUGGAGGCGGCGGAGGUUCUGGUUGA
Entrophospora sp. SA101 is the source of this 588-nucleotide messenger RNA. The record is from the annotation of a GenBank genome assembly. Lineage: Eukaryota; Fungi; Glomeromycota; Glomeromycetes; Entrophosporales; Entrophosporaceae.